GGUACUAGCUUGAUCCAUCAUGGGAGACAUGGAGGAAGGUGCAAAUGUCCAACGACCACCGCUGUUACGUGGACCAAAUUACAAUUUUUGGAAGGGGCGCAUGAGAGCUUUCUUAAAGUCCCAUGGCGGGAAAGUUUGGAGAAGCAUAGAAACUAGGUGGACAGAACCCACAGAGACAAACACAGAAGGAGAGAAGGUGGCAAAAUCCUUUGAGAAAUACUCAAAGGAAGAAGCAACACUGGCGGAAUGCAAUGAUAAGGCACUCAAUGCACUAUUUGGGGCAGUUGACAGCUCACAGUACCGACUCAUUUCAAAUUGCACUGAAGCAAAGAAGGCCUGGGAUAUCCUUGAAACCACACACGAAGGAUAUGAACGAGUAAAAACUGCUAAACUGCAGAUUCUUAUGACCAAAUAUGAGAAUCUGCGCAUGGGUGAUAAAGAAAAAAUAGCAGAAUUUCAUGGGAGAGUAAGAGAACUGGCGAAUGAGGCUGAAAACCUGAAAAGGCCCUUCACAGAAGAUAGUCUAGUGUUGAAGGUAUUGAGAGCUUUACUAGAGAGUUAUGCAAUGGAUGCCAAAGCUAUUCGCCAAGCACAUGACAUAAAGAACAUGACGCUUGAUCAGCUGAUGGGAAAUCUUGAGACCAUUGAGCUUCAAAUGAACGAAGAAAUUAACCAGAAGAAGAGUGUCAAACAGAUUGUAUUUCACAGCCACAAUACUGAAGAAGAUGAUGAUGAUGAGGAUCCAUCAGAUGGAGAUUAUCAAGAACAGUUAUCCCUCAUCACCAAGCAGUUCAAGAAGCAAUGGAUGCAGAAGAAAGGAAGAACAAAUUAUCAAGCUGAAUCUUCAAAGGGAUUUCAAUUUAGAAAUCAAAGGCCAAAGGAGAGCAGGGCCCCAGCUGAUGACUCCAAACGAAUAGGACCUCAAUGCUUUGAAUGUGGGGGAUUUGGGCACAUACAAUCAGAACGUGCAAACAACCUAAAAAAGAUACGGCAAGCCUUUGUGUCAACCUGGAGCGAUGAAGAAGACGACUCUGAAGAAGUCCUAGGGAACAACAACUGUGCAUUUACUACUCAAACACAGAAUGAAGAACCAGACGUUCUCACUAACGGACUUGUGAUGCUGCAGGAAGAGUUGAAUAGCCUUCGUAAAAAGCUUGAUGAAACCAUGCAGCAACUGGUUGAAACACACUUGACACAACCUGUCCUAAAAGCUGUCAAUGGGUUGGAACACUUACUAGUUAAUACAGCUAAAACCUUUGAAUCUGAAAACGAGGAACAAUCUGCAAUACACACAGCUACACAUAAGGCAAGUGUUGAAGCUUUGGCAACCACCAUUGAUAAUGGUAGGGAUGCUGAGGCUCCUGCGCCAACUGGCAGUGCUGAAGACAAAGGUGUGUUGGCUGAGUUGGAACAAAUCCGGGUUAGUGAGGAUGCUCCUACUAACAAUGACCCUAAUUCCAGGAUUGAACCAAGCUGUGAGGCACACAAACUGUCCCCUAAGACAGAUUUGGAAGGCACACAGUACGAAGAAGAAUUCCCGCCCCUCUCUAAAGAGUCUGUAACUGUUACACUGGAUGAUUCUCCAGCCCAAAAUCAAAGUAGUGAUGCACACACUCUUUCCCCCGAGAAAGAGAUGGAUGGCACACUACCCCCUUCAAUGAAUGGAGAUGAUGAAAAUAUUUCUGAUCCUACACAUAUCACAAAUAUCCCCCCACCUAUAACUAACUAUGCAGGUCAUGACCCAACUACUAUUGGACCUAUUCUUUAGUCUUUUGAGGUGGAUGGUGAACAUUAUGAAAUCAGGUCCUACGUUGAAGAAGCGGAGACAAGUAACCAAAGGGAGGAGCCUGACUUCAAAGAUGUCCAGAGCAGACGCAGCAAAAAAGUGGGGAAGAGGGGAACUGCACCAAGGACGAUUAAAACUAGAAGCUAUGA
This is a messenger RNA of Cuscuta campestris, 1935 nucleotides long. The record is from the annotation of a GenBank genome assembly. Lineage: Eukaryota; Viridiplantae; Streptophyta; Magnoliopsida; Solanales; Convolvulaceae.